AUGGAUUCUGGUUUGAAUGAGGAAUCUAGUGGAGCAUCAGAUUCAACAGUUUUGAAGAGAAACUCUAAAGAUGUUGCUUGGGAAUAUGGAAUGUUGUCUGAUUCGAAAAAUCUUGACAAAGUUAAAUGCAAAUUGUGUGGGAAAGAAUUUUCAGGUGGUGUUUAUCGGAUAAAAGAACACAUUGCCAGAAUUCCUGGAAAUGUUUCUGCUUGUCCAAGAUCAUCAAAGGAUGAUCAAGAGAUGUGCAAGAAUGCUAUCGAGGAAGCAAAGAAGAAGAAGAAGAAGAAGGUAACUCUAGAUGAUGAGCUGCAGCAGAAAGUUAAUGUUCAUGGCAGUGGAGAUAUGGAUGAUGUGAUUGAGCUUGAAGAAAUGGGUUCAAGAAAGAUGCAAAGGACACUUGGUCCGAUGGAUAAGUUUGCAACAAACAUCAAUCCAAAAUCUAGACCUCUUCCAACUAGGCAACAAAAUAUCAAUGAUGCUCUUUGGAAAGAGAAGCUACACAAGGUUCAACAAUAUAUUGCUAGGUGGGUGUAUGCUUCAGGGGUUCCUUUCAAUACCAUUGCAAACGAUGAGUUUAAGCUAAUGGCUGAAGCUAUAGGACAAUUUGGUCCAGGACUCACACCACCAAGUCAACACCAACUUCGAGAGCCUUUACUUAAGGAAGAAGUUGAUAGAGUUCAUGGUUUGCUGAAACCACAAGAAGAAGAUUCGAAGAAGAAUGGGUGCACGGUGAUGACAGAUGCUUGGUCUGAUCGAAAGAGGAGAAGUAUCAUGAAUCUGUGUGUCAAUUGCAAAGGAGGUACAAUGUUUCGCUCUUGUAAAGAUAGUUCAGAUGAGGCUCUUACAGGUGGAUAUAUUUUUGAGUAUGUCAAAGGCUGCAUUGAGGAGAUUGGUGAAGAGAAUGUAGUUCAAGUGGUUACUGAUAAUGCCGCUAACAAUAUGGCUGCGGCAAAAAUGUUGAAAGAGAUCAAGCCGAGUAUAUUCUGGACAUCAUGUGCAACUCACUCCAUCAAUUUGAUGCUGGAAAGCAUCUCGAAACUCACAAGGUUCAAAGGUACAAUUAAGAUGGCAAAAGAAUUCACAAUCUUCAUAUAUGCUCAUCAUAAGACAUUGGCGUUGAUGAGAACAUUCACAACUAGGACAGACAUUGUGAGACCUGGUGUUACUAGAUUUGCAUCAUCGUUUCUUACUUUGCAAAGUCUCUUGGACAAGAGGGAUCAACUAUCAGCCAUGUUUUCUAGCAGUGAGUGGAGAAACUGCAAAUGGUCGAAACAUUCCAAAGGCAUCAAGGCAUUUAGCACAGUGAUGAGUGUUAAAUUUUGGAAUGGGGUGAUAAUGUGCUUGAAAGUUUUUGGACCAUUGGUCAAACUGCUUCGACUUGUUGAUGGAGAUAAGAAGCCUACAAUGGGAUUUCUGCAUGGAGAACUGAUAGAAGCAAAGAAACAGAUCAGUGAUGGAUUAAAACAUGUGGAAAAAAAUGUUAAGCCGAUAUUGAGUAUCAUUGAAGAAAAGAUCAAGGGUCGACUUGACAAUCCUUUGCAUCUGACAGGUUAUUUGUUGAAUCCAUACUACUUCUAUAAAGAUUCAAGCCAAGCCUCCAAUGAUGAGGUAUCAAAUGCAGUCUUUAAGUGUGUCUCUACAUUUUUCCCCAAUGAUGUCAACACACAAUGUCAAGUCAUCAACUCUGAACUGGCGAUUUACAAAAACAAAGAAGGAAACUUUGGAAAACCAUGGGCCAUCCUAGGCUGCCAGAAGGAGGAUUAUGAUCCAGGUAUUAAUCAAACAAAGCACGAUCAUGUUUAUUUCAUAUAG
This is a messenger RNA of Camelina sativa (false flax), 1812 nucleotides long. NCBI's taxonomy places the organism in Eukaryota, Viridiplantae, Streptophyta, Magnoliopsida, Brassicales, Brassicaceae. The record is from RefSeq and is a predicted model, not a curated record.